AGUCUAUGGCAGCAACUAUUUCUCUGCAGGUAAUGCCGUCCAAAGUAAGAUGAAAUAGCUUCAAACAAACUCUUCUCUAGAAUAGUACCGCUAUACUUGGGUAUAUCUACGAAACCAAAACAUCAAGCAUGAAGAUCUGCCACUUAGUUGCCCUGCCGUAUCCUGGCAGAGGCCACAUCAAUCCCAUGAUGAAUCUCUGCAAGCUGCUUCUUUCAAGACGACCUCGAAUUCUCAUCACCUUUGUUGUCACUGAAGAGUGGCUUGGCUUCAUGGCCACCGAAACCAAGCCGGAUGAAGUCCGGUUUGCAACUGUGCCCAACGUAAUACCUUCUGAGCUAGAUCGAGCCAAGGACUUUCCUGGCUUCAUUGAUGCCGUUUGCACAAAGAUGGAAGCUCCUUUUGAGAAGCUGAUGGAUGAGAUUGAGGUUGAAGCCCCGGUUACUGCUAUUAUAUCUGAUACUUACAUGGGUUGUGCUGUUGACGUUGGCAACCGCAGGAACAUUCCAGUAGCUACGGUUUUUCCCAUGUCUGCAUCUGUAUUUUCAGUUUUGUAUCAUCAUCACCUCUUAGUGAAAAAUGGGCAUUUCCCGGUUGAACUUUCAGAAUGUGGAGAGGAGCUAGUCGACUAUAUCCCUGGACUUGCUCCAACAAGGAUAGCUGAUCUUCCAACAAUUCUGCGUGGAACUGGAUCUAAUGAAGGUAUCAGAAAAGUUUUAAACCGAGCCUUGGAAGUUGUUGAAAGAGUGUCCAAAGCGCAAUAUCUUUUAUUCACUUCAGUUUAUGAGCUCGAAGAUCAAGUCUUUGACCAGUUAAAAACAGAAUUGCCUUUCCCCGUCUGCCCAAUUGGACCUACCAUACCAUUUUUUCAUCUCAAACACAACUCUUCAUCAUUUACCAUUACCAGUAAUCUCAAUGGCCGUCCCAACUACGUGGAGUGGUUGGAUUCCCGGCCUGAUGCCUCAGUCCUUUAUGUCUCAUUGGGAAGUUUUCUAUCAGUUUCAAGAGCCCAAAUGGAUGAAAUUGUUGCUGGGGUGCGCAAUUCUGGUGUACCAUACUUGUGGAUAGCUCGUGGAGACGCUGGUUGGUUUAAAGAUGGCAGUGAUGAUGCAGGGAUUGUGGUGCCUUGGUGUGACCAAUUGAGGGUGUUGUGUCAUCCUUCCAUCGGGGGAUUUUGGACUCACUGUGGCUGGAAUUCUACUCUUGAAGCUAUUUACGCUGGUGUUCCAAUGCUUACAUUUCCAAUCUUUAUGGAUCAAGUUCCAAAUAGUAAGCGCAUUGUGGAGGAUUGGAGGAUUGGAUGGAGAGUGAAGAAGAGAGAGGUUGAGAGUGAAAGUUUGGUGACAAGAGAAGAGAUCUCAGAGCUAGUGAGAAGGUUCAUGGAUUUGAAUAGUAUUGAGAGGAAGGGGAUGAGUAAAAGGGUUAGAGAACUAAGUGAAAUUUGUCGAGGAGCAGUAGAGGAAGGUGGAUCAUCUAUAACAAACAUUGAUGCUUUUCUUGAGGAUAUUUCUCAAAUCCAUGACUCUACAUAAGCAACUGUCCUUUCUCAAAAUUUGGAGUCACUAGGGUGCCAUUUGUUUCUUCUGUUGGAGAUUAAUAUUUUGGUUGUUUGAAUGAUCAAUGAUUUUAAGACAUACA
Mangifera indica (mango) is the source of this 1635-nucleotide messenger RNA. Its product is annotated as UDP-glycosyltransferase 87A1-like. The coding region runs from base 129 to 1529 and encodes 466 amino acids. NCBI's taxonomy places the organism in Eukaryota, Viridiplantae, Streptophyta, Magnoliopsida, Sapindales, Anacardiaceae. The transcript is spliced from 2 exons. The record is from RefSeq and is a predicted model, not a curated record. Gene Ontology annotation, molecular function: UDP-glycosyltransferase activity.